Molecule: messenger RNA, 914 nt
Organism: Nicotiana attenuata
Lineage: Eukaryota; Viridiplantae; Streptophyta; Magnoliopsida; Solanales; Solanaceae
Product: NAP1-related protein 2-like
Exons: 10
Coding region: 128-850 (240 amino acids)
Biological process (GO): nucleosome assembly
Cellular component (GO): chromatin; nucleus
Molecular function (GO): chromatin binding; histone binding
Source: RefSeq, a predicted model, not a curated record
UCAAACUUAGCAUUGAAACAUCUAUAGAUAGGGGUUUAGGGUUUAAGGCAGUACCCCUCCAACAAAGGCGCACUUUUGCAACCUCUGUUUGCCUGUUUUCUCUUUUUUUUUUUCCAGAGAAGAGAAGAUGAUGGGCGCUAACACAGGGAAGAAACAGAAAGUGGAUGAAGAAAAUAGCAACAUCAUUGACAAAUUGCAAGAAAUACAAGACGAGCUUGAGAAGAUCAAUGAGGAAGCAAGUGAUAAAGUAUUGAAAGUGGAACAGGAGUAUAGUGAGAUCCGCAAGCCUGUCUAUGAUAAACGAAACGACAUCAUUAAAGCUAUCCCGGACUUUUGGUUAUCUGCUUUUUUGGCUCAUCCUGUCCUAGGUACACUUCUAAAUGAAGAAGACCUAAAGAUCUUCAAGUUUCUAAGUUCUAUUGAAGUUGAAGACUCUAAAGAUGUGAAGUCAGGCUACUCGAUAACCUUUAACUUCAAUGCGAAUCCUUAUUUUGGAAAUAAUAAGCUCUCAAAGACCUAUACCUUCCUUGAAGAUGGACCCACAAAGAUUUCUGGUACGACAAUAAAAUGGGAAAAAGGCAUGGGCAUUCCUAAUGUAGUUGCACAAAAGAAGAAAGGAAAAAAGCGAUAUCGUGAUAAGGAAAGCUUUUUUACAUGGUUCAGCGAAGUCACUCAAAAAGAUGAUGAGGAUGAGGCUCUAGAGAUUCAGGAUGAGGUUGCUGACAUAAUUAAGGAUGACUUGUGGCCGAACCCGCUCAAUUAUUUUGAAUAUGACCCUGAUGAAGAAGAUUUUGAUAGUGAUGAGGGAAAGGACAGUGACAGCUCAGAGGAGGAUGAGUUUAUUGAAUGAUGUGUCUUAUUGAAGAUAGUUUAAUCAUCAGAAAAACUGUGGUGACUAUACCCCCCCCCCCCCC